ACCUGUAGAUGCUGGGCAUCAUCUUCAUAGGUUUGCCUUUUAAUUUAAUAUUGGUUGCAUAAAAUCAAUUUUGAAUGGAAGAGUAUGACAAAGAGGUGCGUGUGACCUACCCAAAGCACCACGUCACCUAGUAUCUCCGAAGUUAGGCCACCGACUCAGUUGCAAAUGCAAUGGGUAUAACGAUUUCGUACAAAAUAUUGAUCACUUUCCGCGCGAAAAGGUGUGACUUGAUGUACUGACAUUGAAAACGCUUUCGUGGCAUGCGACCUAUAAAACCCCCCAGAGAAAUUUCAGCCUUUCAGUUAAAACUCCGCCACGCCCGCGCGCGGGUUUGGAAAUGUCUAACGGCUCGCUCGACUUGUACGCCGAGGAGUCCAUCGAUAGCGAGGUGACGAAUUCGGUCGGCUACUCGAAGAGCUUCGCGACGCCCUUCGGCCCGUUACACUACAUGGUGGGAGUCGCCGGAGUGUCGCUGGUGCUGUUUAUCAUCUACGUGGUGUACCAGCAGGCGAAGUUCUCGCAGAACCAACACCAGGAGCAGGCGCCGAGAGAGACUGGUGGUGGAUGCGAGCACAGAUUCUGUGCAAGGGUCCAGCUCACGAACUCUUCGUGCUCUUGCCUCUUGGACACUUUGGCCAGAAAUCCGAUGGUCACCGAGCGAGUCGGCGCACGACCGUUGAGGAACGCUCGAGUCACGGGCUACUCUUCAGCUUACCCGCAGGAUCUACCGCCAUCUUACGUCAGCUCGGUACGUUACGAUUGCCCGCCGAGCUAUGAAGAGGCGAUUACUUUCAAUUUUAAUAUAAGCCAACACAUUUAAACAUUGUUUAUACAAUAAAUAAUUA
Photinus pyralis (common eastern firefly) is the source of this 845-nucleotide messenger RNA. RefSeq lists its product as uncharacterized. The record is from RefSeq and is a predicted model, not a curated record. Bases 338 to 820 code for a protein of 160 amino acids. The transcript has 3 exons. Lineage: Eukaryota; Metazoa; Arthropoda; Insecta; Coleoptera; Lampyridae.